This is a messenger RNA of Talaromyces rugulosus, 2274 nucleotides long. RefSeq lists its product as uncharacterized. The record is from RefSeq and is a predicted model, not a curated record. Gene Ontology annotation, molecular function: cysteine-type deubiquitinase activity; cysteine-type endopeptidase activity. The transcript has 4 exons. NCBI's taxonomy places the organism in Eukaryota, Fungi, Ascomycota, Eurotiomycetes, Eurotiales, Trichocomaceae. Gene Ontology annotation, cellular component: nucleus; cytosol. Gene Ontology annotation, biological process: protein deubiquitination. The coding region runs from base 1 to 2274 and encodes 757 amino acids.
AUGGGGUCGUUCUUCAAGAAUCUGAGGGGCAAUGCUGGCCCGUAUUCGCCCACCUCGGGUCCCAGCCCUCCCAAAAAGGACCCUAAUGCGCCCCCGAUGACUCCGCUGGAGAAGAUGCUCUUGGAUUCGGGCCCGGUCCGGGGCGACGGUAGUGACAAAUUCUUUGGCAUGGAGAAUUAUGGAAACACAUGUUAUUGCAAUUCUAUUUUACAGUGUCUCUACUACUCGGUUCCCUUUCGAGAAGCGGUUGUAAACUACCCGAAACGAACGCCCAUCGAAACCCUCGAGACCGCGCUCGCCCAGAACCUGAAAUUUCAAAGCCCAGAGGCCUUUGCAGAAGCCGAAGCUGCCGCCGCAAAGGCAAAGACUGCCGCCGGACAAUCCUCGUCACGAAGUGCCGGCGUGACGCCCGCCCAGCCCACCAAGCCCGAGGAUAAGGACUCUCCAGAGUACAAGAAGAAAGUUGCCAUACAGACGCUCCCUCUGCUCGAUACAAAAGACAACUCCGUCAGUUAUGGCAUGUCGGAAUCUCUUUUCACGUCUCUGAAAGAUAUCUUUGAGUCGGUGGUUGCAAGCCAGUCGAAGAUGGGUGUCGUGCGGCCCCAGCAUUUUUUGGAGGUGCUCCGACGCGAGAAUGAAAUGUUUCGAACAGCAAUGCAUCAGGAUGCACACGAGUUCCUCAACCUCCUGCUCAAUGAGGUGGUCACUAAUGUCGAGGCCGAAUCGUCCAAGCAAAUAACAGAUGCACCAGUCGACUCUACCGACUCGGAGCAGACGGUGGCUGUCACGGAUUCCUCGGCACCGUCCUCUAGCACCCGAGUGGAAGGCUCAACCGGUUCGAAAACACCAAAUACAAGUCGAUGGGUCCAUGAGCUUUUCGAGGGGACCCUGACAUCAGAAACCCAGUGUUUGACCUGCGAGAAGGUUUCCCAGCGAGACGAGGUGUUUUUAGACUUGUCGGUAGAUUUAGAACAGCACUCCUCCGUAACCUCUUGUCUACGCAAGUUCUCCGCCGAGGAGAUGCUGUGCGAACGGAACAAGUUCCACUGUGACAACUGCGGCGGGCUUCAAGAGGCGGAGAAACGGAUGAAAAUAAAACGCCUGCCCAAGAUUCUGGCUUUGCACUUGAAACGCUUCAAAUACACCGAAGAUCUGCAGAGACUACAGAAGCUUUUCCACCGUGUUGUCUAUCCUUAUCACCUACGACUAUUCAAUACCACAGAUGACGCCGAGGACCCGGAUCGUCUCUACGAAUUAUAUGCCGUGGUCGUCCACAUCGGCGGUGGCCCCUAUCACGGCCACUACGUGGCUAUCAUCAAGACCGAAGACCGAGGCUGGCUCUUGUUUGACGACGAAAUGGUGGAGCCUGUUGACAAAAACUACGUACGCAAUUUCUUUGGCGAUCGCCCCGGCUUGGCUUGCGCGUAUGUGCUCUUCUACCAAGAAACCACAUUUGAAGCCGUGCAGCGAGAACAGGAGCAAGAAGGUUUGCAUCCAGUCAAUGGCACUGCGGAUGUCAAAGAAGGCAACGGCGUUCCGCUUUCCUCGCCGCUCAACCACAUUCAAACCUACCAAGGCCCUCCUGAUGACGACGCCCAUCGUUUCAGUCCGUUGAAAGCCGUGCCCACGGCGCCUCAGAUGUCAACGCACCCGGAACAUGCCUUUUCCACAAGUCCUCCAGUCCCUCCAAUUCCGUCAGAUCCUCCCAUGAGCCUUAGCCCGAAGAAGAGCGAUGUCCACUCUCGCAAGGAACGCGCCAGAGAAGAAAAGGAGCGAAAGGCCGCGGAGAAAGACAAGGAAAGGGCCGAGAAACAGAGGCGGAAAGAACAAGAAGCGAAGCGUAAAGAGGACACGAGACGAGAAGAAGCCGACAUGAAAGCCGCUCGUGAGGCGAGCAAGGCAAGCAAAGCCGAAGAGGACCGAAAAAUAGAGAACGGAGAAAACGGACACAAGACGCUCACAGGCAGCUUGAAUCGAUUCCGGCGCAGUAGCAAGAGCCUGAGUCAUCGGUUUGUAUCGAAAGAGGGCAAACGAGCGGCUUCGUCCGAGUUUCCCCGUUCAGAACUACUUUCUGAGAAUGGAUCUCCUCCGGAUCCAAGACUACAUGAACAUGUCAUUGAGGAGGAUGCCCCAACGUCAAAUCCUGUCAUUCCAGAAACGCUACCUCCAUCGACGCCGGAUGCUUCUUCCAGAGGAAAACAAGACAAGGACAAGGCAAACCACAAAUGGAAAGGGUUUGGGCUGAGGAAGAAAUCAAUGAGCUUGAUGGGUUGA